Pelobates cultripes (western spadefoot toad) is the source of this 11079-nucleotide messenger RNA. Lineage: Eukaryota; Metazoa; Chordata; Amphibia; Anura; Pelobatidae. The record is from the annotation of a GenBank genome assembly.
AUGCAGGAACUGAUUGCGGGACUGGAGAAGUUCAAUUUUGACCUUGAAAGGGAUAUUCAAGGUCAGAGAGGAGCUCUUCUCCUUCCGUUCCAGGGCAUGGACAGUAAGUUUAUUAAAUUAUCCUCUGUGAUGUCAGUCAGACCGAUGGGAGAGUUUCCGGCCUUGCUCACUUUCAGCUAUAGUUCAAAGUGGAAUUGAGGGAAACCAGGAAUGAAUGCGAGCGGAGCAGACGAACACUUGACUCUCUGAUUGCGCACGCUCAUUGCAGCGCUUUCACUCAAUUAAUACAUGUAAUACGUAUAUGAUUGGCCAUUCCUGUGCAUGCACAAUUUAUCCACAAUGCUUCACAAUAUCCUGUACAGACAAGAAAGUCUUUGGAGUGGUUACAAGGCAGCAGACCAGCUGUUGACAAAACUUCAACACCUAUUAAUAGUUAUUUAAUUUACCUAACUUAAUUUAUAUAUUCGUUUACUGACCAUAGGGUCAGUGAAUGGAUAGGGUUCUUGAUUAAAGGAACACUGUAUGGUCAUUCACACAAACAUGUAUUCCUGACCCUGUGUUAACUUUAAUCAAGUCUGCAGCUGCUGCCUCUGUCCCUAAUCUGCCUGCUUGGCUGACAUCAUCAGAAGAGAUUCUCUGAGCCAAUUACAAUGCUUUCCCAUAGGACUGGCUGAGACUGUCAAGGAGGCACAUCAGGGGCAGAGCCAGCACAAGUCAAAUACAGCCCAGCAUUGCUCCAUCAUUGCUCCGACAUUGUUCCAGGAUUGCCCCGACAACAUUGCUCCGGCAUUGCCCUGGCUCCAUUUGCCCUAAAGUUUACAGUUCUGUAGUCAUUUCUCAACAUUUCAUGAUUUAGUAAGUAAACCCCACAAGCAGGUUAAAGAGGAUCGUUUGGGAGGAAGAGGCGUGUGUUCAGUCAGUUAUCGGUUAGUUGUCAGUCAGUUAUUGGUCAGUUAUCGGUUAGCUGUCAGUCAGUUAUUGGUCAGUUAUCGGUUAGUUGUGUGUCUCGUCUGGGGGUCUGACCAUGUCAGAAAGGGUUAAAAUGUGCUUUGUGUUUGAGGAUACGCAGUGCUGUGUAAAUGUAAACAAAGAGGUUUUGUGUACAUGUACAACAAUCACUGUGUUUUGUGUAUUGUGUCCCCACGCAGAGUCCGGGGUAGCUGUGUGUGACUACUACCUUAAAGGAAUAUGCCGCAAAGGUAAGUCCCAGACAUAGAAAGAUCUUCUGUUUGUCCAGGAAAAUAUAGAAAAAUAAAACCACAAAUAAAAAAAAGAAAUGAUAAAUAAUAAAUUGGCUAGUGAGAGAAAUACAAAAGCACUUUUUUAUAUGUAAAUAUAAUCUGUGUAAAUUACAUUUGUAGUCUUAUUAUUAUUAUUAUUAUUAUUAUUUAUACAGUUCUACCAUAUUCCACAGCAGUUUCCUUUAAGGUGAUGAAGUAGCUUUAAAAAAAACAACAACUUUAUAAUAUAAUUCUCUCUAUUGUAUUGUCCCUCCCAGGCUGUGUAUCGUAUUGUCCCUCCCAUGCUGUGUAUCGUAUUGUCCCUCCCAGGCUGUGUAUCAUAUUGUCCCUCCCAGGCUGUGUCGUAUUGGCAGUCCCAGGCUAUGUAUCGCAUUGGCCCUCCCAGGCUGUGUGUCGCAUUGGCCCUCCCAGGCUGUGUGUCGCAUUGGCCCUCCCAGGCUGUGUGUCGCAUUGGCCCUCCCAGGCUGUGUGUCGCAUUGGCCCUCCCAGGCUGUGUGUCGCAUUGGCCCUCCCAGGCUAUGUAUCGCAUUGGCCUGGCGUUUGACAUCAGUAAGCCCCAGGCAGGUGAGAGAGGGAGCAUAAUGUAAAGUUCUCUGCUUCCUAGAUUCCAGGAUAAAGUAAAGCUUUAGAGACGCCUGAUCCUCUAAUCUCUGCAGGUUGGCCUGCAUCCCAAUAGGGGUCCAUCCCAUCAAAGCUUAUCGUUCUGUAACGCCUACAUAUCACAUCAUGGUGGACAUGUCUGUCUGUUAACCUUUGUGUUUCUAUAUGCUCUGUUCUAGGGCCCAUGUGCCCCUUCCGCCAUCUUUGUGGGGAGAAGACCGUGGUCUGCAAGCACUGGCUGAGGGGCCUGUGCAAGAAAGGAGAUAACUGCGAGUUUCUUCAUGUGUAUGAUAUGGGGCGCAUGCCAGAAUGCUACUUCUACUCCAAAUUCGGUGAGGCGGUAGAAAUAUUCCUUAUGUUCUGAUGGAUGGCUCUGGCCCCGGGGGUUGUUUAUUUGCGGAUGGGGUGUGUGCAGCUCGAUUUAUUCCUGCUCAGUGGCUCCAACCUCUGGGUUCUGUGUGUCUCCUGUCUGUCUGCGAGGGUCUCCAUGUAUCUAAGAUGGAACAUCUCAUCCAGCAGACCCCAUACUCCACAAUACAUCAUUUAUUGUAUGUUCGCUGCUUUUCGUACGGUAGAGAAGAUUCCUUCUAACAAGUGGAAUCUAAUUAAAGUGCUUUUUGCAGAAUUUAUUCUAGUAUCUAUUGUAUUGAAGAAUGCGUCAACAAGCUCAUGUCAUCUACAUAAAUUAAGGUCUUAAUAAAAGUUUACCCCUGCUUUAAUGUAUAUUGUGAAUUCCAGAUCUCCUCGGAGCCAUACGUAGCUUUGUUUUGAGAAUAUUUCUGCUCUGAAUUUCCAUCAGAAACCAGCUUAAACCAUAGCGAUGUCUGGGCUAAACAAAACAUAGGAUUAAUAUCCGCUUAAUAGAAAAACAGACAAAAUUCUGCAACUUUGCUGGCUUAUUCACUAGCGUGAGAACUGUCAGAAGUUUCAUAGUGAAUUUCAAAUUAACGCAUCGAUUUAAAUAUAGAAACCACCAUUAAAGUCAAUGGAAUUGUUGAGGAUAAAUCAUUUGAAAAGUUUUUACAAUGGUAUUGAUCAGUUGGAAACCCGUAUUCCUAACGCUAUAUCAUCGUGCCCUAUUUGCAGGUUUGGAUCUUAAUUGGGCUAAUUACAUCCGUUGCCAGCCUGCAGUGCCUGCUGACGAUGGAUGGAUUUUUUUUGCACAGAAAUGAUAUUUGGUAUAAUAGAACCGAGCGUUCUGAGCUGCCAACGUUACUUGUAUCGGGCUGUAACUAGCCACCAGCACAAAAACCCAAAUCUGUCUGAAUGUGCCGCGUUUCUAAAAGCAGAAAAGGUCAUGGUGGUUUGAGUAACCUUUUAUGCUUUCAAUUCAUUCUUAAAGGACCACUAUAGGCACCCAGACCACUUCAGCUCAAUGAAGUGGUCUGGGUGCCAGGUCCCUCUAGGAUUAACCCUUUCUGCGGUAAACAUAGUUUCAGAGAAACUGCUAUGUUUACAAAUGGGUUAAUCCAGCCUCUAGUGGCUGUCUCAUUGAUUUUCACAGUGAGAAGACGCCAGCGUCCAUAGGAAAGCAUUGAGAAUGACGGCCGAUGACGGCAGAAAGGGGAGAUUCCCCAGCGCCGAGGGAGCCCGGCACUGGAAAAAAGGUAAGUGUUUAACCCCUUCCUCACCCUAGAGCCCAGCAGGGGGGGGGGGCCCGAGGGUGAGGGGGGGGCCCAAGGACCAACAAGUAUGUUUUCCUGGCACUAUAAUGGUCCUUUAAUUCCCGACAAUGCUCACUUCAAUAAAUAACCCAGAAUAGAGUGUAAUCAUGUGAUUUUUACAUGACUAAUAAUACAGAGCCCAAAAUAUCCCAGUUCUUAAGGGAUCUCAUGUAAAACUUAUCCAGGAAGCGCCCACUGAACCAGUUUGUUUUGGAAUGUACGGCUUUAACUAGUGGCCAACUGCUGCCAUCUGCUGGUCCUUAUAAUCACACCCUGAAUCGUUUCGCAAUAAUUCAGAACUGUAUGCGGCUUGUUUUUUUAACACACAUUCUGUCCUACUUUACAAGGUUUACACAUUUCCCCAUGGUAAUAAAAGAGUUGACAUGAGGUUCAGAUCGUGUGCACCUUCUCUAAUUUGGGAUCGCUUUGAUAUUCACUUUUAGGAGACUGCAGCAACAAGGAUUGUCCCUUUCUACAUAUCGACCCGGCUUCCAAGAUCAAGGACUGUCCGUGGUAUGACAGAGGUUUCUGCAAACACGGUAAUUCUCACACCACGUCAGUGCGAUUGUCAGCAGGCUGCCCAGCUAGGUACCAAAAGUGACCAUUAAUUAUUAUUCCGCAGCGCUGUACAAUAGGUGGACUAACAGACAAGUAUCUGCAAUAAGACGAGCUGGAUAAUUGCCCUCCUCAAACCAGCUUUCAUUGUAGGUGGUCUAGAUAAAGGAAACCAGUCAGUAGGUUCAUAUCUCCCACCAGUCUCCAUGAUGGGGAAAGUCAGACAGUUUUUGGAACCCUUCUCUUUGUACCUGUGUCCCAAGUGUUUUGUUUGUUUUUCCCCUUGUGCGUUGCUUCUGGUUAUUACAGAGAAAAGCCCCAAAAAAUCAUGUCAAGAGAAUUAUUGAAUGAACAGAUCUGCCUGUGUACCUGGUGGUAUCCGUAAACCAUAUUGUGACUUCCUUCCAGUGGCCAAAAAUGUUACAAGUACCCCCAGGCACCAUUUCAUAUUGGCCUACGUUUCUUUCACAUUUUUUUUAUUUUUGAGGCAGUUCAUGUCUCUCUUCGUUCUGUUCAAUAGAUCAGAAGCAAUUACACACACAUGCUCACUCAGAAACACAUACACACUGACACACAAGUAAACAUACACAGACACAUACAGCCAGACACACACAGCCAUAUGCACACACUGACACAAAGCUAGAUACAUAGCCAGAUCCACACACAAAGACAGAUAUAUACACACACGCACAACUGCAGCCAAAUACACAAACAUACAUCCAGGUACACACACUCACAGCCAGACAAACACACACACACAGCCAGAUGCACAGACUCAGACCCAGGUACACACACACACAUAUAUAAAUUGACAUCAUAUUUUAGCCACCCUCCUGUUUCCUUACCUUUUGGGUACAGAAGGGUGGCUUCCCUGGGGUCCAGUGGGAGCUGGACGGCCAAGGCUGAUGGCAGUCUGACUCUCCUGCUCCUGUGUAUGCCUCCUCCACCUCCCCAGAGGCGCUCUGUUACUUGGUAGGCACCUCACUUGCUUCCAGCAGGCAACAUGAAAGGGGGGCCCCUGAUUACAUAAGGUGCCGCAGCACACAGGGUUUGGUUGCUGGCAGGGGGCACACGGGGCAGCUACUUUGGGCCCUCCAGGAGUAACUGGGCCAGAGGCAGCUGCCGGGUUUGCCCUGCUACUUUGUGUAUUAUUCCAUUAUACAGGCAGUGCAUAUCACGUUGCAGCAACAUCAAGGAGAUUUUUUUACACUAUGUUAUUGGGUCUGUAUGUACAUAAUUGCUUGUGUUUAUUUUUUUUGCUUGUAUAUAUUUAUUUAGUUUUUAUCUAUACCAAUAAAAGUUACGUUUUAUUUAACUCUUGGGAUGUAUUUAGCAAAUAUUUAGGUCCUAGUAGUCUUUCUGAGGUUGACCAUCUUUAGCCAUACACUCCUUUAACACACCCCUCGUUGUUCUUUUUUAUUUUAGUUAGUCCAGCUGCAAGUAGCUUCAUUUAUGAGAAAAAAAAACAUGAAUGAAACAACUCAGCAAGAUACAGGAACAUUCCUAGCACUAUAACCACUAAAGCAUGCUGCAGUGUUUAUGGUACCAGGAAUGUCCUAAUGCUGUCUCAAUGUAAAUCAUUGGACUGUUUUAGAACGUCUUAUCUUGGUCCAUCGUGCCAGUCCCGAACUUCACAAUAGCUCUCUGUUUGAGCUAAUUCUAGUAGUGCAGGGCUCAGCUCAUUGGCUGGGAGUGAUGAGUUCCCAGCACUACAGACUGUAGUGGUUAUGGUGCUCAGAGUUUUCGUUUAAUCUCAAUGGACCGUUACUAUUAACAUGUUUGUUUUUGGAUAGUAGACUUUAACCAGCCCCGUGCUACGUUUCACUAAACAGUGAUUUGUAGCACGUUUACCGAUUGGAUUAUUCACCGAAACAAAAUGAACCGUUCAAAGCAAAUAUAUAUAUAUAUAUUAUUUUUUUUACAAACAACCACUAGCCAAAUAGAAACAUAAAUGACUUUUGGACAAAACUUUGAUUUCCUGAGAAUGCAUGCUUUGGCAGAUAACUCUGAGUGUAGCAGAAUGUCAGACACAGAGAGAGCCAUUACUGUUUAGUAAAUAACCUCUCGGUUCUCUCUUCUCCAGGACCUGUGUGUAAGCACCGUCACACGCGCAGGGUAAUGUGCGCAAACUAUCUGGUUGGAUUCUGUCCAGAGGGCCCCAGGUGUAAAUACAUGCAGUAAGUUUGGAAAUUGGUGGAAUAAGGAACCUGGUGAUUUCCGAUAAUUAUAUAAUACGUAGUACGAAAGUACACUUACAUGUACACGCAGAAAGUACACUUACAUGUACACGCAGAUAUUACUCUCAUGGGCACAUAGGUGUAUACUUACCUGAAUACCUGUCUGGAUACAGAUUUACACACCGGUGUUUUUGUACAAUUCUUUUUCUUGUCUUUCAGUCCCAAGACAGACCUGAUUCUGUGCAGUUCAGACCACACAAAGGUUGGUAUUAAAAUUAACACAGUCUCCAAUUAUAAGGCUUUUAAUCAGUUUUGUUCUUGCGAACACUAACAGUGCGUUACUAGGCUGUUUGUUAUCGCUGUUUUGCAGUCUCCCCUAUUGGCCCUGUUGUUCAUUUUCCUCCUGACUACCAUAGAUUAGCGCUGGUUACCAGAAACAGACCACCUUGUCGCCUUCGGAACAUGACCACGUGUCACAGCAGCCAGGCUUAAUGUUGGAGCUUCCUCAUCUCUCACACCUGACUGUGAUCAGCUUGAUGCAGGAGCGAUUCAGAACCAUUCAGGAACACACAUGUAAUGGGCUGAGACCCCUGGACCAAGUCACCUGCUUCAAGGUACGUAGGACCAGUAGCGUGUUGUAACCGGAGAUUGGCAUCAGAUCAUUUGUUGGACAGUAACAUUGCCAUUCUAAUUCCACUGUGAGUUGUCACAAGACUUGGUGGUUCGAGUGGCCACAGUGGCGUCUCUAGGAUUCAUUUUUCGGGGGGGGGAAACAUGGAGGGCCAGUGACAAAAGUAGGGGGGCACAUUUAACCCCGCCCUUGCCUCAGUUUGACCCCGCCCCUGUCACAUGUUAAGCCACGCCCCCGACACAAUGUGUUUUGUUUUUUUAAUAAUACCUGGUGGAGGAUUCAUUAUUUUCCACCAGGGAUUAUUAAAAAAACAAACACAUUAUCCUUGAUACAGUGCCAUAGUUGCCAACAUUUGAAAAAAAAAUUCCAAGGACAUUUUGCAGCACAGCUAUCAAUUACUGUCUGGGUAUAAUAUCCCUGGACAGUCAGUGCUCUCUGUAUAAUACAGGGUUGUGUGUAUAAUAAAUUCAGGGCCGUCUUUAAUGCGGGGCAAACGGGGCAGCUGCCCCGGGCCCAGUUUCUCUUGGGGGGCCCGAGGCACCUGCCCCGUGGGCCCCGCUGACCCCGGCGGGCGGGUGGCCGGUCGGGCAUGAAGGCGGGCGCGCGAGGGAGCACUCACUGCUUCCUCUUCAGCUCCCUCGCGCACCGCACUGAUGCUGGAGCCGGAAGAUGACGUCAUCCGGCGCCGGCAUCCCUACGCGGCGCGCGAGGGAGCUGAAGAGCAUGCAGUGAGUGCUCCCUCGCGCGCCCGCCUGCCUGCCCGACCGGCCACCCGCCCAGGAGCCCAGCAGCACCACUGGACCCCAGGGAAUCCCCCCAGCACUCCAAAAGGUAAGGAGGCUGGGGGGAUUACAUAAAAAAAAAAAUCAUGUGUGUUUGUGUGUAUGUGUGUGUUAGUGUAUGUGUGUGUUAGUGUAUGUGUGUAUGUGUGUGUUAGUGUAUGUGUUAGUGUUUGUGUGUUAGUGUAUGUGUUUGUGUGUAUGUGUGUGUUAGUGUUUGUGUGUUAGGGUUUGUGUGUUAGUGUAUGUGUGUUAGUGUGUGUGUUUGUGUGUGUUAGUGUAUGUGUGUGUUAGUGUAUGUGUGUGUUAGUGUAUGUGUGUGUUUAUGUGUGUUGUGUGUGUGUGUGUGUGUUUGUGUGUGUGUGUGUGUGUGUGUGUGUGUUUGUGUAUGUGUGUUAGUGUGGGUGUGUGUGUGUGUCGGCGUCUGUGUGUGUGUGUCAGUAUGUCUGUGUGUGUGUCAGUAUGUCUGUCUGUCUGUGUGUCAGUAUAUAUGUGUGUGUAUAUCUGUGUGUGUCAGUAUGUGUAUGUGUCAGUAUGUCUGUCAGUGCGUCAGUAUGUCUGUUAGUGCAUGUGUAUGCAUGUGUCAGUAUAUCUGUCUGUGUGCCAGUAUGUCUGUGUGUGUGUGUGUCAGUAUAUCAGUCUGUGUGUGUCAGUGUAUGUGCCUGUGUGUGUGUGUCAGUAUUUCUCAGUGUAUGUGGGUGUCAGUAUAUCUGUCAGUGUGUGGGUGUCAGUAUUUCUGUCAGUGUAUGUGUGUCAGUAUGUUGAUCAGUGUAUGUGUCUGUGUGUGUGUGUCAGUGUCAGUAUGUCUGUAUAUGUGCCUGUGUCAGUAUGUCUGUCAGUACGUCUACCAGUGUAUGUGUCUGUGUGUGUGUCAAUAUAUGUACCUGUGUCAGUGUGUCUGUCAGUGUAUGUGCCUGUUUAUCUGUAUGUAGUCAGUGUAUGUAUCUGUGUAUCUGCUUGUGCGUCAGAGUGUGUACCUGUGCAUCUGAGCCGCAACUUUAAAUACAAAUACACCCCUCCAUUCAAACUUCAACACUACAUAUAAAACACACUCCUGCAUUGAAACGUCAACACUACAUACAAGCACACUCCUACAUUCAAAAACAAACACUACACAUAAAUGCACACUUGCAUUCAAACUCCAGUACCACAUACAAACACAUUCACACAAACAUACUCCAUACAAACACAUGCUUACAUUCAAACAUACUAACAUGGCUCAGUGCUAAAUACAACCCUGCAAGCAUGGGAAAUUGGUAGAGUCCCAGCUGUCAAAGCAUUGUUGGAGUUGCACGACAGAUGGGGUUCUACCUUUAGUCCAACCUUGCAAUUGGGGGUCCCAAUAAAAUUCAUUCUACUUUAGUACCGCCACUGCGUUGGGAUGGAUGCCGUGAUUGCAUACCAGGGAGUGAGGGGCGAGAGCGGCAGGGCACAGGGGGCCCAAGCAAACACUUGCCCAGGGUCCAUUCGUUAUUAAAGACGGCCCUGAAUAAAUUGGAACAGUCAGUGCUCCCUGUAUAGUGCUGCUCUCUGUGUAAUACAGGUCUGUUUGUGUAUAAUAUCCCAAGACAGAGAGCAGCACUAUACAGGAAGCACUGUCUAUCCCGGGAUAUUUUAUACACACAGAUCUGUAUUAUACAGAUAGCUGAGCAUAUACCCCAUGUCCCAAUCUCUAGACUACUAGUACCUGUCAACAGCAGCUCCCAGACGCGUGUAACAGGGCUAAAGUGUGCGGCAGCUCACACAGAUUAUUCAGCGGUAAAGUGCACUCGCUGGCAGAGCCAAACUGGGAAUCCCUGGGAAUCCAAAGCAGCCCUGGAAAAAAAACCAUAUGCCAUUCCUACAAGUCAAAAUAUAAAUAUUACAGUAAGCACACAAGCUCACUGACAUGCGCAAAUAGGCUUACAGACAGACAAAACUCUCUGACUCACACACAAGCUUACUACAGACACUCACUUGUAUAAACAGAAGGCUCACUACAAAGAAGUUCAGGGACACACAGACAAGCUCACUGACACACACAUGCUCACUAAAUAGAAGCUCACUGACACACACAAGCAGUACCAUUUUAACAGAGUUAAGGGCCCCUGGGCAAAGCAAUGUACUGGGGCCAUUCCUACACAACAACUCACAGGAAUUUUAAUUAUUGAUAGACUGCUGAGUCCAUACACACACACAGACUGCUGAGUCCAUACACACACAAACUGCUGAGUCCAUACACACACAAACUGCUGAGUCCAUACACACACAAACUGCUGAGUCCAUACACACAGCCUGCUGAGUCCAUACACACAGCCUGCUGAGUCCAUACACACACACAGACUGCUGAGUCCAUACACACACACACAGACUGCUGAGUCCAUACACACACACACAGACUGCUGAGUCCAUACACACACAGACUGCUGAGUCCACACACACACACACAAACACAGACUGCUGAGUCCAUACAGUGUGUGUGUAUGGGGAUAGUGUAUGUGUGUAGAGUGUGUGUGUGUAUGGGGGCAAUGUGUAUAGAGUGUGUGAACACCCCCCCUCCCCAAGCCUACCUGUCACUGGGGGUCAGGCAGCCAUCUUCUGAAGCAGCAUGGGCUGCUGCAUGACGGCGGGGGCGGGGCUUAUCGGCGGGAGGCGGGGCUUCGUUUGGGGGCGGGGCCUGUGCCGGGGAGCCAAUCAGUGCUCCCUCCAGCCACAGACAGCCCCCAGCACCUCAUUCCUGCAUUCCCUCCCCGGCUGUUACAGUCUGAGGGAAGCCCUUGGCCAGCAUGUUGCGGCAUUUGGGGGGGCCCAAGGGGGGGCACAGCAUGAUGUAGGGGGGGCCAUGGCCCUCUCUGCCCCCCCUAGUGACGUCACUGACUGUGGCCAUAGCCUGUUUAAUAACUUGUUUAGGAUUCCCCCAUAGUUUUCCAUGAGAGCCGGUACAGCAGCCAUGGUCACCGAAUUGCUCAUUUUAGAUUCAUUGCAACAUCUACAAGUUAGCAGAGUGUCCUCGGUAGGCGCCCACAGGGGGGACUUUUGUUUCGAUUCAUUUUCAAACUGUUUCACCUGAAAUUCUGAUUUUAUAGAUUUAAACAAACCGAAUUUUGUCUGAAAUGUAAUGAAUUUUCAAAAUUCUGACGUUUAUUAUUCCCCGUGGGGAAGGAAUGAAGGUGGCGGUCGCAAGCUAUCAAUUUAGGGAGUUAUCUGCUAAACUGGUGAAAGAUCGAAAUUGUAGUUUUACAAUACUGCUGAAGUAAAUGUGUUUAUAUGUCAGUCCUCACUCCAGUAAGUGAACGAGGAACGAGGAACUGUCACUGUGCACUUUACUAUAUCUGCGUUAUUACAAAUGACAUUUCCACUUUUCUAUGUCUAAUUUUGCAGUGCGGAGAGAGAGGGCACUACGCUAAUAAGUGCAGUAACAGUCGCAUUGCCGUGAUGUUGAGAAAAUGCUGA